Molecule: messenger RNA, 649 nt
Organism: Solanum verrucosum
Lineage: Eukaryota; Viridiplantae; Streptophyta; Magnoliopsida; Solanales; Solanaceae
Product: organelle RRM domain-containing protein 2, mitochondrial-like
Exons: 4
Coding region: 39-485 (148 amino acids)
Biological process (GO): mitochondrial mRNA modification
Cellular component (GO): mitochondrion
Molecular function (GO): RNA binding
Source: RefSeq, a predicted model, not a curated record
CUGGUAGUGUUUCAGUAUCUAAACUCCCUAAAUCCAAAAUGGCCUUAAGAGCAGCGGCAGCAGGCAGGAUUCCGGUAGCACCGAGAGGUCUCCGGGCAGUUUUCUAUUCAUUUUCUGCUAACGUUCCUUUGUAUCAACCGAGGACCGGACCGCCGCCUGAACCAUCCACCAAUCUCUAUGUUUCCGGUCUUAGCAGACAUACUACAUCUGAAUCUCUUCGAAAUGCAUUUGCCGAAUUUGGUGAAGUGCUUGAUGCAAGAGUGUUGACAGAUGGUAUAACUGGUUAUUCAACGUGUUGUGGUUAUGUUAGAUAUCAAACUAUGGAAGAAUCUGCAGCUGGUUUAGAGGCCAUGGAUGGCCAGUUCCUUGAUGGAUUGGUUAUCGUUGCUGAGUAUGCUAAACCAAAGCCUCGGCAUCUUGCCCUGGAGGACGAUUGCCCUGCAGGUGGAUAUGGCCUUGCAUCUGUAUUAGACAUGUCCAUAUGAACUUCUAUCAGCUCGUCAUAAUUGGGAUAUCAAGCAUAUGCUCAAAGUAGAAUUCUUUAUAUGAACCAUGGUUACUUAUAAUUUAUUGAUUUUUUGGAAGUCCAAUUGAAACAUGUGUGAAUCUCGUUAUAAGUUCCACUUCAGUUUAUUUAUAGAUUGCUAAA